UGGGCCGUCGACGUGCAGCCCAAUACUGGUGCCAAACUGCUGGCCUACCUCCUCUUCCUCCCCCUCCUUCUCCUCCCGCCGCCACGUCCGCCCGGACCUGAGCACGGAGCAGCGCCCUACUCGGCGCCCGCACAUGCCGCUGCGGCACGGGGCCCCUCCCUGCGCGCCACGGGCGCCGGACGUCGGGCUCUGCAGCGGCUGCCCCGCGCCGGCUCGUUGCUGCGUCCUCAGCCAGACCUGCUUCUUGCGGCCGAGCGAGAAGAGCGGAGGGACACUCAGCUACCAGAUGACAAACUGGGGAUGGAGGCCAGUCUUUGCUUUGGAAACUGGUGGAGCACCUACCCCUGAUGACCAAGACUUUGAAGAGGACAGUGACUUUCUUGGUAGGACAAGGCUGGGAAGACUCAUCCAAGCUGCUGCAAGGGAGCUAUUUGAAAAGUUUAACUCUGCCAGAAGCAAUUCCCCCACAAAGAUAUUCCUUGUGCUCCUUGGCUUCUACACUGCCAACGCCUUAGCAACAAUCCUAGGGCAGACUGGUGACUGGGAUGUUCUUGUUGCUGGUCUUGUAGUGGCUGCCAUUGAGGGAAUCGGCAUGCUUAUGUACAGAAAACCGAUCACCAGGCCUCCUGGGAGGUUUCAAUCUUUUAUUUCAAUGGUGAACUACUGGAAAGCCGGCGUAUGUCUGGGUCUUUUUGUGGAUGCUUUCAAACUGGGUAGCUGAGUUCCGGCAAUCAUCUUCCAAUAUCUACCUAUUAGUAUUGUUGUUGAUAUGUUGAUCUCACAAUAACACCAACAUAUAGUUCAACAAUGGGCAUUUGCUCAGUGCUCAAAUUUUAGUAUUCUUACAUUUGGCACCAGUGUUGGAACAGAUGUUUGCAGUUGAAGGUAAUCAAUUUCUUCAAAAUUCAUUGCGAUGUUUGGAGCCGAUAUUAUUCGGGGGCGACAGUAUUCUUUUUCCCUGAAAGGAAGACCUUGUUUGAUGUGUGUUGUAAGAAACUGAGCAUCAUUUGACCUAAGUGUACAUAUUUUGUAGUUCUUCUGGAAUUCGAUGUCAUGUAACUCUAAUCUUAUGAUGAUUUCUGCUUAUUUGGAAAUGAAUGAAGUCUGAAGUCCGAUGUAAAAUGAACAAUGACUGGCUGUAUUUCUUCCGGAGAGAUAUCAGACUCGCCUUGUAAUUGUUUGUGA
Molecule: messenger RNA, 1185 nt
Organism: Phragmites australis (common reed)
Lineage: Eukaryota; Viridiplantae; Streptophyta; Magnoliopsida; Poales; Poaceae
Product: ycf20-like protein
Exons: 2
Coding region: 134-721 (195 amino acids)
Source: RefSeq, a predicted model, not a curated record